GAAUUUUCAAAUUUGGAAUUAUUAAGUUUUUUUGAAAAUGAAAGGAGGAGAAAGGAAAGCUAGGGAGGUGAUACGAACAGUCGUGAAUUCUGUGGAUUUGGGGAAUUUGAAUUCCCCAACUACUGGGAUCAAGGCAGAUGUAAGGCCUCAUUCUUCACCUCUUGGAAUCACUACCCCUAACACUGGCAGAAGUCUUGUCAAGUCAUCUUCAUCUAUAAGUGUUGUGAAUCCUGUCUUGUCCUUUGCCGAUCUUGACCGAAUCUUCUUUCAAAAAAUUCUCAAAAAAGAAGAUGAACUGAAGAAGGCGUUCAGCAUCAUUGAUUCCGAGCAAACACUGAGGGUGACCAAGAGUCAGCUGAGAAGGAUAAUCGAAGUUUACCUUCUGCCUCUCACUAGAAAGCAGUUUAAUGAAGUGUUAUCACAGAUACCCCUUACCAGCAAUGGGGAAGUGCCCUACUUGGAGUUCCUGGCCAGGUUUGGCAGACUGAUUACGAACGUGAAUUCCCUCAAAAGGACGCCUGGGAAACAGUUUACCAGCAAGUCAUUGAAUCAACUUGAAUGCAUGUUAGGAGAAAAGAUUUUCAAGAAUGUAAAAAGCAUCACCAAGGCCUUUAAGCUCUUUGAUUGCACUCAGAGUGGCCAGAUUCACCCAAGCGGGCUGAGACAAGUGCUGGAGAACUACUGCUUCAAGAUGAGGGAUGAAGAAUUUGAAAAGCUCUGGAAUCGCUACAGUCUUGGGAAGGACACUGCCCUGGACUACAAUGCAUUCCUAAAGAACCUGGCCAUGAACAUUAACCUGAACCAGAAGUACAACUUUGUCAGCAAAGAUUGUGCAUGGAGGGUGAAGCCAGACAGCAAAUAUGUGUUCUCCUUCUCCUCAACUUCUGGAGAUGGUUGGGAAAACUCCUCUAUGGAUGAAAUUGAGGCAGCGUUCUGUAAAGAGUUCGGUGUGUCCACGGCGAAUAUCGAAAAAGCCCUCAGUGCAUUUGACACCACCAAAAGAGGAUACGUGUCCCUGAAUUACUUAAAGGUGGUUGUUGACAACUUUAUAUUCCCGUUACCAAAAGGGAUUUUUCUGCAGCUACUGAAAAGAUUAGGAUUUAAAACCACCGGUAAAAUUGCUUGGAAGCAAUUUUUAAGAAAAUGUCAGGACUGUGCCUUAGCUGAGAAUGGAAACAUGAUUCCCAUGAGGAAAAAGAAAAGGGUCUGUGGAUCAGAGCCCGUCUUCAAGGAGAGCAUUCUGGUGAAGCUAUGCCGGCUGGUGGAUGACAACUUUUUCGCCUUGAAGAAGGCCUUCCAUUCGAUUAACCCGAAGCAGGAUGGCAAGAUCACGGGCAAAGAAAUGCGGCACAUCCUGAGCACCGUCCUCUGGAAGGUCAGCGACUCAGAAUACAAAGAGCUCAUGCAGAUCCUGGACCCCACAGGCUCGGGCUACAUCAACUACAUCACCUUGCUCUACCUGCUGGAGGAGGACAGCUCCAUGAUGAAAAAAAAAAGACCGAAUGGACUCAAAGAUGAAAAGGCGCCUCAAUUUCUAGCCUGGGAUUCAGUGGAAGAAGUCCUUCAGGAUGCCAUUUCUAAAAACCUGCAAGACUUCCACGUCUUGUUGAAGACCCAUGACAUCGGAGACACGGGACUCAUUAGUAGAAAUCAUUUAAAGAAAAUCUUACAAACGUUUUGUCGGUAUUUGACUGAUGAGCAUCUGACAAAACUCUGUGAUAAGUUCCAGGAUGCAACUUCAGGAGGAAUCCUUUAUAAGAAACUUUUGGCCAGUAUCGGAAUCAUGAGCCCAGUCCAAGAUUCUGUAGUCACCAUUCAGAGCUUCCAGUCACCAAAUGGAAGCGGUCGAAGAGAUGAUACUUCUGACAGGAGCAAGCACUCCGAUACUAAAAAUGAGCCAGUGAGAAACAAGUCUCUCGAAGAAGUGAUUGAGAGUCUCAAGAACUGGAUCCAACAGCAGGACACUAGCUUUCGAGACACCUUCCUUGAGUACAGCAGGCAUCCCCUGGAAAAAAUCAGCAAAGAAGAAUUUAGGAAGGUGCUAGAAGAUAAUGGAAUGCCUAUGGAUGAUGAACAGUUUGGUCUACUGGUUAAAAAAAUAGGAUAUAAAAAUGAAGGACUGAGUUAUCUUGAUUUUGCAUCCGGAUUUGAAGCUUCAGAUGCGAAACCCAAUGGACUAGAGUCUCCCGGGACCCCGGCAGUGCCCGCUUCUCUUACUCCAAAGACUAGUUUUGAGAGUCAUUUUACAAGUGCUGAAGAGUGCCUGAAGAUUUUCCCUAAGAAGAUUAAGGAAGUAUACGGGGAUGCCUACUCUGCCUUUUACAAGACGGACACAAACCAUGAUGGCAUCAUUAACAUGGCCGACUUUAGAACGUUGUUGCAUCACAUGCUGAUCACUCUGAAAGAUGAGGAGUUCUUACGACUACUUGAUGCAAUGAAUUUGAAGCCAGGUUUAACACUCAACUACCGGGAGUUUCGGAAUUUGUGUGAAAAGAAACAGUUCAGAAAAGAUGACCCUCCACAAAGGCUUAUCAGGCCCAAGCCCAAGACCACAGAUUCAGAGCUGGCUUGUGAUCAGGCUCAUAACUAUCUGGUCUCGGAAGCAAAGAACAGGUGGUUUGACUUGUCUAAGAAUUUUCUGGAAACUGAUAGUGAGGGCAAUGGGAUUUUGCGACGAAAGGAUAUACGGAAUGCUCUGUUUGGGUUUGACAUUCCCAUCACACCAAGAGAAUUUGAAAAGCUCUGGGCGAAAUAUGACACUACUCAAAAAGGGUAUAUUACUUACCAAGAAUUUUUGAGUCGAUUGGGAAUCGAGUACUCACCUUCUAUCCAUCGGCCGUACGCAAUGGAGCACUUCAAUUUCAUGGGCCACUUCACGAAGCCUGAACAGAUCACGGAAGAGACUAAGGAGCUGCAGCAGUACAUGGAGAUGAACAAGCCCAUCAAGGACAAGUUAAAGGACCAUUAUCAAGACAUCAACCAGGCCAUGGGAAAAUUGGACAAACAUAAAAGUUCCGUUAUCUCCCUGAACGAGUUACACAAACUCUUGCAAGAAUAUCAUCCAAACAUAACAGAAGAGGAGAUAACGGCAAUGCUCAAAAGCUUGGGGAUCGCCUAUAAUGACAAUCUCAUCUACUAUCACGACUUCCUGAAGGCACUUGAAAACUUAAAACCUAUCAAGUCCCAUUCCAGGGAGAAGGAAGAGCCUCAGCCAAUCAGCUUCUCGGCCCUGACUCCCGAACAGGCCCUGAAGAAGAUGAAGGAAAUGGUCACCAUGAACUGCCACGCAUUCUGCAAGGCAUUUUCUGCAUGUGAUAAAGAAGAUACAGGCAUAAUCAAAGCAUCCGAUUUUGCACAGGUCAUAAAAGAUUUAUGCCCUAAGCUCAAAGACUCUCAGUAUUCUUAUGUGCUGAAGAAAUUAAGACUUCAUCUCAACACCCACAUAAACUGGAAGUUUUUCCUCCGGAACUUCCCCUGUUUCUUUGAGGAGACGGCUGCCGAGUGGACCGAAAAAAUGCAGAGGGCCUCGAGGCCCAAAUCUCCCAAAGACCAGUUCUUGAAGGAGAUCCUGAUGCGCAUCCGGGACGUGGUGACCACGCGCUACCUGAACAUAUCCCAGGAGUUUUCCGACAUUGAUUGUUGCAAAUCGAACUUGGUAAACAGAGAAGACUUCAGAAUCGUCUGUAAUCGUCACUUCCAGGUUCUGAGUGACGAGCAAUUCGAGAGCCUGUGGAAUGAGCUGCCCCUCAACAGCGAAGGGAGGCUCAAAUACCAGGAGUUCUUAAACAAGUUCAACAUGGAGAAAACUUUGAGCCCUCCGGCCUCGGUGGAAUCACUCAAGAGAUCUGGAGGCACCACUCCGGAGGCUGAGGCAGCCCCGCAGGGGCCUGUGCCCACGGCCCCAGGCAGCUCGGCCCCAGGCAGCUCGGCCCCAGGGUCAGCAUCGCGCCCCCAGACUAUCCACGAAAGUGCUCCAGCGACUGCUAGCUCCACGGCUUCCAGGGCCUGGGUCCCCCCCUUGCAGAACCUCGAAGUGAUAGAAACAAAGUUGAGAAAGAAGAUGCAGGGCUUCUGGAAGGAGAUGCUGAAGGAAUGCAAGGAGAAGGACGUGGACAAGCAGGGGGAGAUCACCGUGGCCGACUUCCAAGCUCUGGUUGACAAGUACAACUUGGACAUCAGCAAGGAGGAGUGCCAGCAUCUCAUCACAAAAUACGAUCUGAAGAACAAUGGCAAGUUUGCAUACUGUGACUUCUUCCAGAGCUGUGUCCUCCUUCUAAAGCCCAAGGAGACCUCACUGAUGCAGAGGAUGAAGAUCCAGCAGGUCUACAUGAUGAAAGGGGCAGGAACUCAGAGUGCUUCCUUUUACGCGGCUCUGCUGAGAAUUCAGCCCAAAAUCCUCCACUGCUGGAGACCCAUGCGGCGCACUUUCAAAAGCUAUGAUGAAUCUGGGACUGGCCUCUUAAGCAUAGCUGACUUCCGGAAGGUUCUGCGGCAAUAUGGGAUCAAUCUGUCUGAAGAGGAGUUCUUUCAUAUUUUGGAAUAUUACGAUAAAACUUUGUCUUCAAAAAUAUCCUAUAAUGAUUUCUUACGAGCCUUUCUUCAGUAGGUGAUGAUGGGGGCUCAACUGCAAAUGUCAGCCAGCUCAUGAGACGGUGGGCUCUGCCAGAGAUGUAUGUGGAUGCUAAGAAACUAAUAAACUCAUGAAAGCUA
Messenger RNA from Antechinus flavipes (yellow-footed antechinus), 4710 nucleotides. It is a transcript of the gene EFCAB6, whose product is annotated as EF-hand calcium binding domain 6. Gene Ontology annotation, molecular function: calcium ion binding. The record is from RefSeq and is a predicted model, not a curated record. Gene Ontology annotation, cellular component: nucleoplasm. The transcript has 31 exons. Lineage: Eukaryota; Metazoa; Chordata; Mammalia; Dasyuromorphia; Dasyuridae. The coding region runs from base 38 to 4606 and encodes 1522 amino acids.